AUGAAACGCUUGGAAAAAUCUCGAAGUAUUGAGUCUAAUUUUAAUCCAGUUGGUCCCCUCACUAUUCAUUGGGACACUAAAUUGCUUCCGUCGAGCUUUGGUAGUGAGAAAGUUGACAGGUUACCGAUUGUUGUGACAUCUUCAACUGGAGAACAAAUUCUUGGAGUACCCUCAUUGAGCCGAGGAACAGGGAAUUUAAUGAGUAAAGCAGUAUUUGAGUAUUUGAAGAAGUGGAAUAUUCUCGAAUUAGUUCGCGUUAUGUGCUUCGAUACUACAAGCUCAAAUACUGGUGUGAAAAAUGGAGCUUGUACAGGACUGCAACUCUUAUUAGGCAGGCAAUUGCUGUAUUUUGCCUGCAGGCAUCAUAUUUUUGAAAUUGUGUUAGAAGCUGCGUUCUCAUCAUGUUUUGGAUCAUCCUCUGGUCCUGAGCCUUCUAUUUUUAUACGUUUUAAAAAUGCGUGGAGUAAUCUAAAUAAGCAAAAUUUUAAAAAUGGUUUAAUCGAUCCAAAAGUAUCGGAAAAAAUUGGUGACAGUUGUGAAAUUAUUAACACAUUUGCAUUAAAAAUGCUCAGUGUCAAUCAACCACGUGACGACUACAAAGAGUUGUUGGAACUGAUUCUGAUUUUCACAGGUUACAUCAAAGAACCUUCAUUUAAAAUACCCGGAUCUAUGCACCAUGCAAGAUGGAUGGCUAAAGCUAUCUAUGCUUUAAAAAUCUUUUUGUUUCGAAAUGAAUUUCCUUUGACAAAACUCGAAACAAAAUCAGCCCAACGACUUUGCGUUUUUGUGGCAUCCGUUUACAUGUUUGGGUGGUUCAAUGCAUCAUUAGUGAUCGAAGCACCCCGCAAUGAUUUAAGGUUUCUAAAAAAUUGGAAAAAUUCAAACAAAUUGAUAAGGCCAUUGCAAAUAAAAAGUUUUCAUCUCAUUUAUGGUAUCUCUCAGAGGAAACAGUCUGCCUCGCAUUAUUUGAUGAAAAAGUGUCCGUUGCAACAAAAAAAAUAUUUUUAA
Messenger RNA from Brassicogethes aeneus, 1008 nucleotides. Lineage: Eukaryota; Metazoa; Arthropoda; Insecta; Coleoptera; Nitidulidae. The record is from the annotation of a GenBank genome assembly.